Messenger RNA from Penicillium argentinense, 411 nucleotides. RefSeq lists its product as uncharacterized. Gene Ontology annotation, cellular component: cytosol. The coding region runs from base 1 to 411 and encodes 136 amino acids. Gene Ontology annotation, molecular function: hydroxypyruvate reductase [NAD(P)H] activity; glyoxylate reductase (NADPH) activity. The record is from RefSeq and is a predicted model, not a curated record. The transcript has 3 exons. NCBI's taxonomy places the organism in Eukaryota, Fungi, Ascomycota, Eurotiomycetes, Eurotiales, Aspergillaceae.
AUGAAUGUCAUUUAUCACAAUCGAGCAAAAUCAACUGCCGACUUGGAUGAGGGUGCCAAGUACGUUGAAUUUGACGAGCUCUUGGCAAGAAGUGACGUUUUGAGUCCUCUCAAUGGUGUUCUGGAUCAAGAUGCGCUUGUUGAAGCAAUCGCCGAUGGAAGUGUCUGGUCUGCUGGGCUCGGUGUCUAUCAAAAAAAGCUCGACAUUCACCCGGGGCUAGUCUCGAAAUCCCAUGUUUGUCUUCUUCCUCACAUGGGAAUUUCUACUGUCGAGAUAAGCUCUUCCCGAUGGAGCAUAGAGACAAAAUACGAUAUGGAGAAUUUGACAAUCAGCAAUGUGCGACAGGCGCUAGAGAAUGGUACUUUGAGGAAUGUUGUUAUCGAGCAAAGUGAACAAGCCGAGUGCCUGUGA